GAGAAAUGAGAAGGAAGCUUCCAAUACAUUUACGGGAGCAAGGUAUACUUUUACUUUCGCAAACGAACGGGAUCAUCGCGCACAUUUAAGAAUACGGACUGUCUCUGUAGCUAAAACAAAAUUGGUUGUUCACGGCUUUUAUGAUAUGUUCCGUCUCCCUCGCUGAGGUCGGUAUUAUUGUUGAAUGGAGGAAAGCCAAAAGAAGAUUCUUCAGCGCAACAGGACCAGUCUCGUGAGAGACCUGGACCCAUCAAACCUUUAUGAUGGCCUUAUUGAAAAGGGAGUUUUUACCCAAGACAUGAUCGACGAGAUUAAGAGCUCUGGGACCAGGCGUGAUCAGGCCAGACAAAUGGUCCGGGACCUGGAGACCCGUGGGAGUCGAGCUUUUCCAUUAUUUCUGGAGUGCCUUCAGGAGACGGGUCAGCACAGUUUGGCAGAGCUUCUUCAGAAUGGAGCUCCAGCAGUUCGGCUCCAGCCUGCAACACCGACUCAGGUUGUCCGACCUGUUCUCCAGCCUCUGCCAGUGUCCUCUCCUAUGGAUGUUGAUAAGCAAAGUAAAGUUGACGUCCCCGUCUAUCCAGUACCGAGACCCAGUACUACUCCGACUCCAUCACCUGAGUACAUAAGACCAAGGCCACAAGGCAGAACUCGACGGGAUAGCAUUCAGAGCUAUAAAAUGGAUGCCAGCCCAUGUGGACAUUGCCUCAUCAUAAACAACGUAGAGUUUGAACCUGAGAGCGAGCUGAGCAAUCGCAAAGGCUCCAACAUAGACUGUGACAAGCUGGAGAGAAGAUUCAAGGCACUCAACUUUAUUGUGGAAGUUAAGACGAACCUGAAACAAAGACAAAUCAAACAUAAGCUGUCGUCUUUAUGUAAGAAAGACCACUCACAAUACGACUGCUGCGUCGUCAUCAUGCUGUCCCAUGGGACUGAGGUGAGUCACAACCGCUUCCCUGGGGCCGUGUAUGGUGUGGAUGGACAGCAUGUCCCAGUUCAGCUCAUCACUAACUACCUCAAUGGCCAGCAUUGUCCCUCUUUACAGGGCAAACCCAAACUGUUCUUCUUCCAGGCCUGUGGAGGAGGUGAAAAAGACACGGGCUUUGAGGUGUCCCCUGAUGAGGUUGAACCAUCCGUCGGUGGAGCGGAUGAUCAGACGGACGCCAUUCCGAUGUCGUCCAGCAGCGACUCUCUGAGCACGUCUGACGAGCCGGACGCCAGAGCCACGCUGCCCACCCCGUGUGACAUUCUGGUGUCCUACUCUACUUUUCCGGGUUAUGUGUCCUGGAGAGACACCCAGUCAGGCUCCUGGUACGUGGAGACACUGGACCGGAUUCUUGAGGAGAAUGCUUCUACCGAUGACCUGGUCACAAUGUUGAUGAUGGUUACCAAUGAAGUCUCCAAAAACUCUGCAAAAGGGCUCUACAAACAAAUGCCCGGCUCCUUUAACUUCCUCCGCAAACUUCUCCACUUUCAAACCCAAGCAUAGAGGCAAAGCUCAGCGUUUCACUUCUCUGUGUCACUUUCAGGAAAUGUUUGUCUAAUUCAUGGCUGUAAUUCUUUGGGAUUAUGCCUCAGCAGAGUUGCAAAGUGUAGGACUUCUGACAAAUUGAGUAUUUUACAGACACAAUCCUGUUUUACUGAACAUGUCUAUUGUUUGUCUUGUCUUGCUGUGUUUUUAAUAGACGCCAACUUUUCUAAAUGAGCUUUUUGGGUAUAGGUGUCAUCUCGGAAAGAAAAUAUUUACGUACCGUGAAAAUGUGGUUCAGGUUAGUUUUUUUAUAU
Molecule: messenger RNA, 1782 nt
Organism: Cottoperca gobio
Lineage: Eukaryota; Metazoa; Chordata; Actinopteri; Perciformes; Bovichtidae
Gene: casp9
Product: caspase 9, apoptosis-related cysteine peptidase
Exons: 10
Coding region: 185-1486 (433 amino acids)
Biological process (GO): proteolysis; regulation of apoptotic process
Molecular function (GO): cysteine-type endopeptidase activity
Source: RefSeq, a predicted model, not a curated record